CCGGUGGAAUAGAAAAUGCGUGGAAUUAAAGCUGCCGCAAUUGUACACAAACUGGCGCUCUUGUCCUGGCUGUCUGGUGGCAUUGUGAGCGCACAGACGCAGCCACUGAGCGCUCAUCAACCACAUCCGACAUGGCAGACGAGAAACCCAAGGAGGGAGUUAAGACUGAGAACAAUGAGCACAUCAACCUGAAGGUGGCAGGACAGGACGGUUCCGUGGUGCAGUUUAAGAUCAAAAGACAUACACCUCUCAACAAACUCAUGAAGGCAUAUUGUGAAAGACAGGGACUGACGAUUAGACACAUACGGUUUAGAUUUGAUGGUCAACCCAUUAAUGAAACAGACACACCAUCACAGUUAGAAAUGGAGGACGAAGACACAAUCGAUGUGUUCCAGCAACAAACAGGGGGAUUUCCUCACUGAAGACUAUUUCCUGGCUACAACCGCUACCUCCCUUAUCCUUUCUUUGUUCACUUGGGAACAAAUAUGUAUUUUCGUACUCCUCCCUGACUUAUAUUGUUGCCAGUCAUUUUAAUUUGAAAACUAUUAAUUAUAUGGGGAGUUAAGUUAAUGAAUGGAAUAUGAACUAAAAGCAUUUUAUGUUCAUGAAAAAGUAAUGCUUUUGGAAAGGUGUCUUUCAAAUCUUUGUGCAUUUUAUUCCACAGGAUUAACAUGUGCUAGUCAGCAAACACCUGUUUCCCUCAUGUUCACAUGCAUCUUCAUCAUGUUUUCCGAGAUGGAUUCUUGAACGUUUUAUACUUUGUUGUGGAAUGCUUGCUUGAAAUCGGUUUUCAAUAGAUCAGUAUUUUGAUUUACUUAGUUAAGACUAUGGGAAGUUAUUGAAUAAAUAGAUUCUUUUUUU
Molecule: messenger RNA, 861 nt
Organism: Osmerus eperlanus (European smelt)
Lineage: Eukaryota; Metazoa; Chordata; Actinopteri; Osmeriformes; Osmeridae
Gene: sumo2a
Product: small ubiquitin like modifier 2a
Exons: 4
Coding region: 132-422 (96 amino acids)
Biological process (GO): protein sumoylation
Cellular component (GO): nucleus
Molecular function (GO): protein tag activity; ubiquitin-like protein ligase binding
Source: RefSeq, a predicted model, not a curated record